This is a messenger RNA of Lepisosteus oculatus (spotted gar), 1237 nucleotides long. Its product is annotated as dnaJ homolog subfamily B member 9. Lineage: Eukaryota; Metazoa; Chordata; Actinopteri; Semionotiformes; Lepisosteidae. Gene Ontology annotation, cellular component: endoplasmic reticulum. The record is from RefSeq and is a predicted model, not a curated record. Gene Ontology annotation, molecular function: misfolded protein binding; protein-folding chaperone binding.
GUUUAGAGCAACUAUUCAUGUAAAUAAUUGUUAUUUUCAUAAAGUGCCAAUCAGGUCUGACAAACUUGUCCUCGUGUUCUUUUCCUGCCGCAUGCGCUGUCAGUUGAAGUUACAGUAUUAGCUUCGGAGAAAAAUCUUGCUUGCUAUGGUGACGUGACUUCCCACGCGUGUUGACAUUUUGCAGCUGUUUUCUGUGAAGCGCUGCUUCGUCUCCGACAGAGACGCAUUGGACGGAAUGUGAAACCCGCAACGUUGCUUUAUUUUCCUAGAUUGAUUUCUUCCUGUUCUCCAAACAAAUUAAUACUCAGUCGAGAACAUCAAUUAAGGGUCGAACCAGUGCUGUCCCCCUAACCAUUUCUAUUUUUUGUACUGGCGCUACACCAAUUUGAUUUUCUUAACAUUCGCUUCUACUCAUUUGUGAUAUCAGAAGUCUGAAAGCUACUGUAAGUUCUUUUGCUCCCAGACCCCUUCGAAAAUACAUUGUAGAUCAUUUGAGAACAAUAUGUACGGAAUUUAAAGGCAAUGAAGGAAUAUUUCCCUACUGUAUACCUGGCUAUAGUUUUGUGCCAGGUAUUGUCUGUGGAUCUGACUGAUGCAAAGAGGGAUUAUUAUGAGGUUCUGGAUGUCCCCAGGACUGCCACAGACAGACAGAUAAAAAAGGCCUUUCACAAACUAGCAAUGAAGUACCACCCUGAUAAAAACAAGAGCCCAGAGGCUGAAGUAAACUUCAGAGCGAUUGCUGAAGCCUAUGAAGUGCUUUCAGACGCUGAAAAGCGACGGCAGUACGAUGAGUUUGGACACCAGGCUUUUGAGCCCGACCAUGGAGAUGGAACUGACUUUGGCCAGCAGUUUUUCACCUUUAACUUUGACGAUUUUUUCCGCGGCUUCCAAUUUGAUGACGAUAUAAUGUAUGAGAUGCCAGGAGAAGACUGGGACUCCAGGGAAGAAUUUGUAGAUGCACAGAAGCAUGAGGGACAGAGCUAUUUUAAUGGCGAGUUUGGCCACCAUGAUUUCUACGAUCUUUUCCGGGAUCCUUUUGAUGACAUGAACAUGAAUGUGUAUUUUGACGAUGCUUCUCUCAACAAUCAGGAGCCAGAAAGCUUUUGCUGGAUAGAUCAAAAAUUGGAUGGCAGCACAGUGAGGAUAUGUGAAGGCGAUUAACAAAUUGAGGGGUUAAAGAUUGCUAACUUGGUAGAAUUGUUAUUUAAUUCACUGUUUAAUAAAUUGUUAACCUGUA